This is a messenger RNA of Lampris incognitus (smalleye Pacific opah), 2080 nucleotides long. RefSeq names its product transmembrane p24 trafficking protein 8 (gene tmed8). Bases 145 to 957 code for a protein of 270 amino acids. NCBI's taxonomy places the organism in Eukaryota, Metazoa, Chordata, Actinopteri, Lampriformes, Lampridae. The transcript has 6 exons. The record is from RefSeq and is a predicted model, not a curated record. Gene Ontology annotation, cellular component: Golgi membrane.
CCCCUCACAGCAAAACAGCAGCGGUGGAGAAGAGACGUCGCAUGACUGCAGUCAUUUGAAGACGCAUUUCCUGAUGGAUUAAGUUGGAUUCGGAGCUCAUUCGAUCAUCGAGUCGUCUCACUUUCAAACCUCCCGAGUUUUGCGAUGGAGAGAUUAGAAGCGACGUCCGAGCUUCAGUCCAGGUUGUCAUCCCUUUCAGUUUCCUCUUUCCCCGGGCUGACGUCCAAACACUGCGAGAGCAGACCGCUCGACAGCCUGCAGAAUACAGAUCUCUCACAGAGAGUUGGCCCUUCCGUCGACCAACCCAGUAUGCAGGAAACUUUGGGCGCUGAUGGCUCCAAGCAAGACGUUCAGGGUGAUCAAGACGCUGCUGCCGAGCAAGCCCAGGGGGUAGACUGUGAGAACAACACUGCUGGGAACUGUCAAUUCUCUGCUGAGAUAAAAGCCCAAAUGCCGCCAUUGAAUCCUCCAGCUACAUGGACGUCUGCUGCACUGAAGGAGCUGAAGGCAAAGCUUCGAGUGGAGAAGGACAGUGUGGUGACUGUGUAUAGAGGGGAUAUUGUGACAGUUCACGUGCCCACCGUCCCUGAGUUCAAACGGGUGUGCUGGGAGUUUGCCACAGACGGCUAUGACAUUGGCUUUGGCAUAUAUUUUGAUUGGACUCCUGUAACCAGCCGGUCUAUCACAGUUCACAUCAGCGAAUCUAGUGAUGACGAGGAGGAAGAGGAGGACAUAGAAGGACCUGUCAGUAGCGGAGAUGUCGAGAAGGGUUCCAAAGCUUUGACCAAUUCAAACCUGGGAGAAAUCUUACCUGUGUACCGCCAAGACAGCCACUUGUCAGUCCACGGGGGGAGCCACGAGUUCCCAGGUGAAGGAACGUACCUGCUGAAGUUUGAUAACUCCUAUUCCCUGUGGAGAAAUAAAACUCUGUACUAUAGAGUAUAUUACAGUGCCUGAGAAACCAAUGUCUUGUCUUUGAAUGUAUGAUUUACAAGAGCUAUUACUCCCAAGAACUAUGAACUAUUUUUGAUUCCAUACUUGUUAAUUAUGAAAAAAGAAAUAUAUAUAUAUAUAUGUAGAAUAUGGCUACGUAUAGGCGUAUCUAUUUUUAUCACUGUCAGGUUUUAGUGCCACAAGGCGACAUGUUAAAUUUUUAAGGUCGGUGAAUAUAAAUGCAACAUUUGCUCCAACAUUCUAUAUUUUGUGAAACCUCGCAUAUGUGCCAUGUUCCCAUAUACGGGGGUGUGCAAUUUAGGCAAAGUGCCCGUCAUAAAAUAUAUAUUGUCUUGGUCCCAGAUAAGUUGUCUAUGGUAGCAGAGAUCAGGGAACACCUGUAAGAGUAAAAGAUAUGCUUUGGCAGACCAGGUGCUUAAUGAGAAUCGCUUUAAAACGUGCAACGUUUUUUUAUUUUGUUUGAGCACCAUUUAUGAUUGUGAUAGAUCAAUUGUGUUGAUAUUGUCAUUUGUAUGUACUCUUCUGUUUUUCAAUUAACUUUUCUUUUUUUUUUACCAUUUUAUCUGCGAACUCUGAUCACAUCCUGAGUUAAUUGUUCACCCGAUGAUGCAAGUCCAGUGUUUUAUCUCUCUACUGUCAUUGCGGUCGCAUAGAGAAAAUAGACAUUUAAGGUCUGUAAGGAUAUUGAAUGUACUGAGGCAAGUGGUAAGUCAUCUAGAGCGGUUAACAGUCUGUUUAUUACACAAAUAAAAGCCAGCCCUUAUCACGUGAAGUUCUCAUCAUCUUUAAUAGGUCCAAUAUUGACAUUUUCCCUUUCUGACUUUUUUGGUUAAUGAAGGGGAGGCGUUUAUCUUAGAGGUCAAACUCAGGAGGCUGUUAUGUCUGUCACGGCUGUAUUAAUUAUUUCACUUAAUUGUAUUUUAUGCAGAGAUGUAUGUAAAUCAAGGUCACCGUGUGUGUGUUUUUGUAUAUCAUCCUGCUGGGAGUUACUUGUGCAACAACCAAACUCCGAUUGUGUUUAUUAGACUAUCCCUUUUUGCUUUUUGACUGUUGCUGCUAAUGCUGACCCACGUGUGUUGUACUGUACCAUUAAGAGUUUGUUCCUGAGAUUUAUAUGCCACAAUAA